AUGUCCGAAUACAACGAUAGCAACCGCGCCUUUCUUCAGGCGUUCAUGGCACGCUCGGCCAUGACAUUUGCAGAGGCGCAGCCCAUCUUGGCUGCGAUAUUCACGGCAUCUAGCGGCCGGACAGUGGAUCCCGGUGAGGUUACCGAAGAAGAAUUCGCCAGGUUCGUCGCGGCGGCCAACACUGCCGUUUCACCUUUCGAUCUAGAGAUCAGAAGUUCAUUACCUCAAGCUACUCAACCUGCCGGACAAGAUGCCUCGACAACACCACCGGCGCGAAUUUAUGCGCUCGUCAACACGACAAGUGAUCCCCUGACGCAGCUUGCGACGACCUAUUCUCCAGACGAAAUCUCCUUCCUCAAGCGUCUACUGGACUACAUGUUUAUUCAAAAUAACACACGGCGAUGUGAGGGAAUGGCGCUCUCACAGAUGCAAGCGGUACAACUACACAAGGCCCCGUCGGGUGCACGGCAAUCAAUUGGCGACGGGUCAACACAAACACAGACACAGACUGCAUCGGUACAGUCAUUGCGCAUGACCCAAGCAGAAACAAUGAUCAUUCACUUAAUGGAAGAGGGCUGGCUGCAGAAGAGCCCAAAAGGAUACCUUAGCCUCAUGCCGCGCGCGCUGAUGGAGUUGCGGGGCUGGCUGGUCUCGACCUAUAACGAGGACAAUGAUGGUACCGCCAGGAACCGGAUCAAAUUUUGUUCUGCUUGCAAAGAUAUCAUCACUGUUGGCCAACGCUGCAGCGACCUUGAAUGCUACGGUCGACUUCACAACCAUUGCAUGCGAAACUUCUUCCGUAUGCAGCAGGCAGAGGAGUGCCCUGUGUGCGGGAAGGAAUGGCCUGGCGAUAUGUUCGUGGGCGAGAAAGCGCUCGCUGCAAAUGCGAGGCCGAGAAAUGCUCCACGCCAGAGCCAGGCUGCUCAUGCUACGCCUAGUGACGCUGGUGAAGAACCCGAGGAUGAAAACGAUGAUGAGGAAUGA
Messenger RNA from Penicillium bovifimosum, 984 nucleotides. RefSeq names its product non-structural maintenance of chromosomes element 1 family protein. Gene Ontology annotation, cellular component: nucleus; Smc5-Smc6 complex. Gene Ontology annotation, molecular function: ubiquitin-protein transferase activity. The transcript is spliced from 3 exons. The record is from RefSeq and is a predicted model, not a curated record. Lineage: Eukaryota; Fungi; Ascomycota; Eurotiomycetes; Eurotiales; Aspergillaceae. Bases 1 to 984 code for a protein of 327 amino acids. Gene Ontology annotation, biological process: DNA damage tolerance; double-strand break repair via homologous recombination.